Messenger RNA from Triticum aestivum (bread wheat), 558 nucleotides. RefSeq lists its product as uncharacterized. Lineage: Eukaryota; Viridiplantae; Streptophyta; Magnoliopsida; Poales; Poaceae. The transcript is spliced from 2 exons. The coding region runs from base 82 to 558 and encodes 158 amino acids. The record is from RefSeq and is a predicted model, not a curated record.
GCUUGGAUUGGAUCCAUUACAUGGACACCCCGUAAAAGAAGGCUGGAUCCACGGGCAGGAAGAUAGCGUCUCCGUGCCCGGAUGCUCAGCCAGUGGACACUCUCCACCGGCUGCUUCUUCCUCGUCAUCUUCGCACUCGACCACGCUUUCGACCACUUCAAUUUCCAAAUCCCGUGCAGCCCGUCCGGGAUCUUUCUGCGGUGCGUCGAGCCCACGGACGCGGUGGCCCUUGCCAACACCGCCGCGGAAAGCGCCGGCUGGAUCGGGAUGCUGUGGUGCGGCGCGGCACAGACGGCCGCGGCCGCGCUGGCUCUGCAUCUCCCAUGCCGCUACCGCCGGGUCCGCCGUGCCCUCGCCUACAUCGCCCGCGCGCUCGCCAUCGUCGGCCACAGCCUAUACGCCCGCGCCACCGUCCUCCUCUACGCCGCGGACCCAGGAUCCCUCUUCGCCGUGAUGGGCUGGACCCUGAUCAUAGUCUUCUUGGCGGUGUUCGACCUCCUCUGCUUCCUGAUCCUCAUGCUGGGACGUGAGGUGAGACUGAGUGCGACUGAUGAUUAG